This is a messenger RNA of Rangifer tarandus platyrhynchus (Svalbard reindeer), 921 nucleotides long. The record is from the annotation of a GenBank genome assembly. NCBI's taxonomy places the organism in Eukaryota, Metazoa, Chordata, Mammalia, Artiodactyla, Cervidae.
AUGGGGGAUGGAAGAGCCGCGCUCCUGCUGCCGGUCGCUCUGCUGCUGCGCUGGCCACACAGCAGCCUGGGACUGAAAUGUGGCCAAAGAAUGAACAGUUCUGAGAAGUCUGAAGUUUUGGAAAUCAUAGGCGGGGAGCCUGCAAACAUCAGAGAUUUCCCCUGGCAGAUUCGUAUCCUUGAAAACGGGAGUCAUCUCUGUGGAGGAUCAAUCCUCAGUGAGUGGUGGAUUCUGACCGCAGCCCACUGCUUCAAAAGCAAAAAUGAAUCUACCUUGGAGGUCACACAUGGUGAAGAAAAUCUUGAUACCCAGAACUUGACGAAGAUAAAAGUGGACGAGCUAAUUAUUCACAAUAAUUUUGACAGUUGGUUCUACCUUAAUGACAUCGCUUUGCUGUUGCUGAAAUCGCCUCUGAGCUUGGGUGUCAGGAAGGUACCCAUCUGCCUUUCGGAGGUCGCUGACAUAGAGCAAUGGAGGAACUGCUGGGUGACCGGGUGGGGUACUACUGUCCCUAAGCGGAGUACAGAGACAAGGCUCCGGAAAGUCAAUAUCCAGCUGAUCAAGUGGGAAACCUGCUUUGAGCUGAUGCCUCUACUGACCAAGAGCAUGCUGUGUGCCGGGGACCUUGAAGGUGGGAAGGAUGCCUGCCAGGGUGACAGUGGGGGGCCUCUGGUUUGCCAGAAAAAAACCAGGAAAAGCAAAUGGUACCAACUGGGCAUUGUCAGCUGGGGAGUGGGCUGUGGCCAGAAGGAACAUCCUGGAGUGUACACACAGGUGUCUAGUUACCUGUCAUGGAUUGAGAUGAAGACCAAGCUAUCAAAAAGGCCCUACAGGCAUGAGCCAGACUCUGGGUACAGUUUGCUUCUAUCACCCUGGGCCAUCUUGGUACUGUAUUUUCUGAUGUUUCUAUUAUCCCCAUGA